AUGAAAAUAUUUGUGAGUAAUAAUAUAGUUCUUUUUGUCCUUGUUGUAACAACAACAAUUGACGCUUCGCGUAUCUUCUAUCUUCCCUUACCAAAAAUACAUCCAACACAUCAACAAAUAGAAACACCAAAAAUUAAAGAAGAAACAACUAAAAAACCAAUAAGUGAUGAAUUUAUACCACCAUCAGCAAUUGAACAAGAAGAGAUUGAAAAACGAGGAGAAAACUUUGAUUGGGAAGCAUUGAUAGACAAAGAAGCGGCAACAAAACGUCGAAUAACUGUCAAUGAAAUUGUACCUGAAAGUUUUAAACAACUAGGUCAAGAAAAUCAAGUGGAUGAACCAAUUGAAAACAAAGUGAGCGAUGAUAGUGAACAAUUAUCCGUCAAUAAACAUUCUCAAAUUAAUGAUCAACGUUUUCCUGAAGAACCAUGGUUUGUAGAUCAUGCUAAUGCACGAGCUGAAUAUUUACAAUCGAAUGCAGCAUUAAAUUCUAUUGAAAGAAAAAAACGACGUAAUGAUACAUUAUUCAUCGUGAUUGUGGGAACAUGUUGUGUAGUCGGUUUUGUGGGUCUCGUUGCGGCAGCUAUUUUCUGGUACAAGAUUCAAAAGAGAGCCGAAGCAGCUGUUGAUGCCGAAUAUCCAUCAUAUGGCGUUACAGGACCUGUUUCUAGUGGUAGUAAAAUUUCACCGAGUUCAACGAUGUCUGAUCGAAAAUUGGCUCAAAGUGCACAAAUGUUUCAUUACCAACAGCAACGUCAACAAAUGAUGGCACAAGAAAAAGCUCAUCUAGAUGCAAAACCAGUCCAUUCAGACGAUUCAGAUGAUGAAGCACCCGGAGGGGGAGAUUAUACAGUAUAUGAAUGUCCUGGACUCGCUCCUACGGGGGAAAUGGAAGUACGCAAUCCACUUUUUGCUGAACCGGAUUCAUCAAUGAUAUCGCCAACAUCGAGCUCACAUCCAGCAACGAACAAUCAUUUUCCACAACCAUCAACAUCCAUUUCAUCAUCAUCCCCACCCAAAGAAAAAUCCUUACCUUGA
Messenger RNA from Rotaria sp. Silwood2, 1038 nucleotides. The record is from the annotation of a GenBank genome assembly. Lineage: Eukaryota; Metazoa; Rotifera; Eurotatoria; Philodinida; Philodinidae.